UGCGAUGAGCUCCAGGAGGCACCGCGGGCCCAGCUCGGACUUCCUGGGAGCUUCCUGGAGGAGGCGAAGCAGGUCUCAGGCAGAUAAGGAGCAGAAUGGACGGGGUUUGGGGACUUGCCCUUGAGGAGGCAGGGAGGCGUGACCCUAUUGACAUUAUGGUGUGUCACAAUAAGCUAGUGGAUUGUUACAUGGUGUAACAAUCCAACAACCAAAAUUUUUCCUGAAAUGCUCCUGAAAUCAAGUAGAAGAAAAUGAAGCUUGCUUGUGGUAUUUCAUAUUAAUGAAAAAAAAUGAAGAUGUCCGGGAAGAAGAAGGAUGAAGACAGUGGGACAAGCACUACACUGAGUAAAGCAAGCGAAGAUACUUCCUAUCAGUGGCAAAACAAAGAUGGGUCCUGGGACUCUUCACAGGUGAUGAAAAAACCGAAGCAGAGCCAGCUUACUCCUGGAUCCGACUCAGAAGUGGCUCUGGGCAAUGACUCUCUUGAAGGAAGAAGGUGUAGGCACCAUUCUCCGCUCAGCCAGGCGAAUCAGUCCCAACUCGACAGUGAUACUACCGACUACGACAGCGAAGACUCUGACUUGGGAGCGUCGUCCUGGAAGGAGAGUGAAAGUGAACACCCACCGCCCGCCGGUACAAAGAGAAAAAUAGCUCAGCGGCAACAGAGUGUGGACAGUGACCGAACCAGGGAAAGGCCCUGCCUCUACUGCAAAGCCAGGAGAACCCAUGAAUGGUUGGCCCGCCAUUUCCUUCAGAACACUUCAGUAGCAGCCCCGGUGAAGGGAGAUCUUCAAGAGGAAAAUUCUGUACCUGACAUUAACACAAGAUUCAGUAAAUUUUGAAUUUUAUCAAGUCCUUGCCUUAUUUGAAGCCAAAUGAAAGGGAUAAAUAAAACACACAAAAAAAUCACUGAAGCUUUAGGUGAGGAGAUGUUUUACAAUAAACUCUGUUAACAAAGAACAAAAAUAAUUGGAACCCAACAGGUAAAAUUUCAAAUACUUCUUUGUCCCAAACCAGGCCAGUGAAUUUGUUUAUGGCACCAUUGGAACAUCGACGAUCUGUAUCCACUAUGAUUUUUUAUUCAAAAGAGCACAAGAU
This is a messenger RNA of Phyllostomus hastatus (greater spear-nosed bat), 1098 nucleotides long. RefSeq names its product serine rich single-pass membrane protein 1 (gene SSMEM1). The transcript has 3 exons. The coding region runs from base 291 to 842 and encodes 183 amino acids. NCBI's taxonomy places the organism in Eukaryota, Metazoa, Chordata, Mammalia, Chiroptera, Phyllostomidae. The record is from RefSeq and is a predicted model, not a curated record.